AUGAAACUGAUCUAUCCGCUGGUAGCGCUACUACCGCUGGCGAUGGCGCAGGAGCCGCUCAUGGGCGACCUCAUUGCCCAGGCAGACAAGUAUCUGUCCGAACGAGCCUUUGACCAGGCGCUGGAUUCUUACGACAAGGCGCUAGAACGACAAAAGUCGCAGGGCGACGACGCCGUGGAGGACCCCGUGGAGCUCUCGCGAGUCAUGUACCGACGAGGAACGGUGCUGCUGCUCAAAGACAAGCAACAGCUGGCUCUGGACGACUUUGAAGCAGCCCUGGCCCUCAACCCCAAGAUGCACAAGGCCUCCAUCAAGAUUGCAGAGGCGUUGUUGCGACAGGGCGAGUUUCUCAAGUCGAUCCAGCGCCUCGAGCCCCUUACAGAUCUCAAGGGCAUGGACGAGAGAGACCGAAAACGGAUCAUGGAGGGUGCCAACAGUGGCUUGGUGAACACCGAAGCCGCAGCCAAGGCCUACCAGUCGAUCCUGGAGUCCCAGGACAAGGAGCAGCCCAUUGACAAGAUGCACGCCGAGUCGUGUAUUCUUCACGCAACCGAGGCCCUCAAGGUGGCUAAAAAGUCAAUCACAUUACACAAAUACAAGGCCAACUGUCACUUGGCUCUGGGCCAGGCCCAGUCUGCACUGGUCGACCUGUCUUACUUGCAAGUGGCAAACCCUGCAGACGUGCAGCUGGCCCAGGAGAUGGCCCAGAUCUACUUUUACAUGCUGUACGAGCCCGACAAGGCGCUACAGCAGAUUCGACAAAAGUGUCUGCGUCAGGAUCCCGAAAACAAAACGUGUGGACGGCUGGCCAAGGAAAUUCGAAAGCGAGACAAGGUGCUGAAGCCCGGCCUGGCUCUUUUGGACAGUAAAAGAGACAGAAAGCCUGCUGAUCCUCUCUAUGAGCGACUGUUUAAGGAGUGGGUUGAAGAGGGUCUGUUUGACGACAUUGUGCGAGACACCAGGGUGUUCAUGGAUGCUCUAACCAUUGCUCCUAUUGAUCGAAUUAAUAAUCUCGGCUCUGUUUCCAAUCUCGUGGGUAGCAUGGAGGAGGUGCUUUGUGAGGCGUACUCCAAGCAGACCCAGAAGAAAGCCAACAAGCCCCCUGCAUCGCGGGCUGUUUUCUGCGAUCUUGUUUCUCGACGAGACGAGCAUUUUGUUCCUGCAGUCAUGCUUAAGGCCAACAAGCUGGUUGACGAGGAGCAGUUUGAGCAGGCUGAUGCGAUCCUAUCCGAGCAGGUUCAGUACUGGCAGUCCCUAGGUGACAGCCACAAGGUGCAGCUGCUUCGAAACCGGCAGCAGGAGGUGGCUGUGCUUCUCAAGCAGUCAAAGUCCAAGGACUACUACAAGAUUCUGGGUAUUGCACGAGACGCUACCGAAAAGGACAUCAAGAAGGGAUACCGAACACAAUCCAAGCUGUACCAUCCUGACAAGUACAAGGGCGAUCUGGACGAUACUGCUGUGGAGCGAAAGAUGGCUGAAAUUAACGAAGCAUACGAGAUUCUGUCUGACCCUCAAAAGAAGGCUGCGUUUGAUAACGGAGGUGAGUUUGAUGGUCAGGGCCAGCAUCAGCCCCAGAACCCCUUUGGAGGCGGGGGUGGAGGCUUCCAGUUCCAACAAGGUGGAGGAGGUUUUGAUUUCGCUGCCAUGUUCCAGGAACAGAUGAAGCAGCAGGCUCGACAGGGGCAAGGUCGUGGAGGUGGAGGAGGAGGCCAGCACUUUCAGCACGGCUUCCGGUUUUAA
Yarrowia lipolytica CLIB122 is the source of this 1740-nucleotide messenger RNA. RefSeq lists its product as uncharacterized. Gene Ontology annotation, molecular function: misfolded protein binding; protein-folding chaperone binding. Gene Ontology annotation, biological process: protein folding in endoplasmic reticulum. Lineage: Eukaryota; Fungi; Ascomycota; Dipodascomycetes; Dipodascales. The record is from RefSeq and is a predicted model, not a curated record. Gene Ontology annotation, cellular component: endoplasmic reticulum.